UAUCCACAAGGAAGAUAAAUUUCAGUUGAGCUCCAACCAAAUAGGGCAUACAUAUAUUUAUAUUUAACUUUAACUAUAUAAUAAGUGAAGGUUUAUGGUAUGACAAAGGACAUUUUUGCAAAUAUGACCUUCUUUAUGGCUAAUUGUAAACAUAUCUUUGUACCCUGAAAACCAAACAAUUUCAAGUGGUCUAUGGACCUUGGUUUUUGAGGAUAUACAAAGAGAAGUGCUGUCCAGGAUUUUCAGAAUUAUUCAGGGAAUCGUUAUCAAAUUAAUUGAUAUAAUCUAGAAACAAAGCCAAACGUUGUUGCUUCAAUCAACACUCAUGAUCAAGAAUUCAGAUAAACAAACCACUCCACACCAUAAACAGAACAAAGUUGCAGCCUGAUGAAUUGCAGCACACCAACAAAAAUAGCACAAACACUGCCUCUCUUCAACUCAAUCAUUCACUCUUCUCGAGGUGGUGCUCUUUGAUAUAAUACACACUCAUCGAGUGAAAAAGUUUGGAUUUUUGAACUUGUGGGCAGGAAGCAGGAGGGGAUUUAGUGCAGUUACUGUGAAGAAAAUGGCUUGGAAUUUGGAGAAAUGUGAUGGGAAUGUGCAGACUAAGAUGGUUUCUGUGUGUCCUGCUACAGAAGAUUAUGCUCAAGACGCAAUUGAAGCUAUCAAGGCUAGGAAAGUCAUAGCUGUUCCUACUGACACACUAUAUGGCUUUGCUUGUGAUGCUUGUUCUGCUGAGGCAGUGAAUCGGAUUUAUGAGAUCAAAGGACGUAAGCAUACAAGUCCGCUAGCAAUUUGUGUUGGCGAUGUUCAUGACAUACAACGAUAUGCUGUGACGGAUCAUCUGCCUCAUAGCUUGCUUGACUGCCUUCUUCCAGGACCUGUAACUGUGGUCCUAAGGCGAGGUGAAUCGAGUAUCCUUGAGAAGUCAUUAAACCCUGGAUUAGAGAGCAUAGGGGUUCGAGUGCCAGACUGUAACUUCAUCAGGGUAAUUGCCCGUGGUUCUAGAAGUGCCCUUGCACUUACUAGUGCAAACCUCAGUGGACAAUCCAGUAGCAUAGACGUCAAAGAUUUUGAGAACCUUUGGGAGCACUGUGCAUAUGUCUAUGAUGGUGGAAUUCUUCCAGCUGGACGAGCUGGAUCGACAGUGGUGGAUCUUACUAAGCUGGGGAAGUACAAGAUUCUAAGACCUGGGAGUGCCAAGGAAGAGACCGUUGCUAUCCUUGAAAGACACUCACUACUGGAAGAUGGAAAUGGCGAUUAGCAAACUGCUGUUCAAGUUGAAUCUGUUCGCCAAAAAAAUGAGCCUCAUUCCUGAGUUUGUAAAGUAUGAUUCAUAAAAACAUGACGCAAUGCAUUUGUGUCUGAAGAAAGCUUUCAUGCUUCAAUUUGAAGUCCAAAUAACUUCGAGUAGAGGAGCAAGCAACACACGUUUGUUUAGUUUGAUAAUGGAAGCUUAAUCGCUUACUAAAUAGGAUCCAAAGUGUGUUUCCUGUUCUCCAUUUGGUAGCAUUUGAGAGUAUUUAUAAUGUAAUGAAUCAUGUAUUCCAUGAAAAUCUCAUAUUUAGAAUUUUUUGACCUUUGAGAUUCAUCAGUGUCUUGCUAAUGAAUAAUGAAUGGAAAAAGUUUUAUGGACUCCUUAA
Lycium barbarum (goji berry) is the source of this 1643-nucleotide messenger RNA. RefSeq lists its product as uncharacterized. Lineage: Eukaryota; Viridiplantae; Streptophyta; Magnoliopsida; Solanales; Solanaceae. The transcript is spliced from 7 exons. Gene Ontology annotation, molecular function: double-stranded RNA binding; tRNA binding; nucleotidyltransferase activity. Gene Ontology annotation, biological process: regulation of translational fidelity. Gene Ontology annotation, cellular component: cytoplasm. The coding region runs from base 566 to 1264 and encodes 232 amino acids. The record is from RefSeq and is a predicted model, not a curated record.